GAGAGAGAGAGAGAGAGAGAGAAUAUGGGGAGAGAGGAAUUAGAGAAGAAGAAGAAGAGUGGAGGAGGAGGGGGGAGUAUGAGAUCGAUAUUCAUGCACGCGGACGGUGCGGAUUGGACGCUGAUGGGAUUAGGGUUAAUCGGAGCCGUCGGUGACGGCUUCAACACCCCACUUGUUCUUCUCAUCUCGAGCAAGCUCAUGAACAAUCUCGGUGGUUCCUCUGGUUUCUCCUCUGAUGCCUUCAUGCAUAACAUCAGCAAGAAUGCUGUAGCCUUGCUUUAUUUGGCAUGUGCAUCUUGGGUCGCAUGUUUCCUAGAAGGGUAUUGCUGGACAAGAACGGGAGAGAGACAAGCGGCGAGGAUGAGAGAGAGAUACUUGAGAGCGGUGCUGAGACAAGAAGUCGGUUACUUCGAUCUCCAUGUCACCAGCACUUCUGAUGUUAUCACUUCUGUCUCCAGUGACUCCCUCGUCAUCCAAGACGUCCUCAGCGAAAAGAUACCGAACUUCUUGAUGAACGCGUCGACAUUCAUCGGAAGCUACGUGGUCGGAUUCAUCUUGCUGUGGAGAUUAGCCAUCGUGGGCCUUCCCUUCAUCGUCCUCCUCGUCAUCCCUGGCCUGCUGUACGGACGAGCCCUAAUGAGCAUUUCCAGGAAGAUACGCGAAGAAUACAACAAGGCUGGCUCGAUGGCCGAGCAGGCCGUCUCCUCCAUCCGCACCGUCUACGCCUUCGUCGCCGAAUCCAAAACCAUAUCCGAGUUCUCAACCGCCCUUCAAGGUUCGGUCAAGCUCGGUCUGAAACAAGGGCUUGCCAAAGGAAUCGCCAUUGGAAGCAACGGCAUUACCUUCGCCAUGUGGGCGUUUAUGUCUUGGUAUGGAAGCGGAAUGGUCAUGUACCACGGCUCACAAGGCGGUACUGUCUUCGCUGUCGCUGCCUCCGCUGCCAUCGGCGGCGUAUCACUCGGUGCUGGUUUGUCGAAUCUGAAGUACUUCUCCGAGGCGUCUGCAUCGGGGGAACGGAUCAUGGAAGUGAUAAACAGAGUUCCGAAGAUCGAUUCUGACAAUACAGCAGGCGACGUUCUUGAAAAAGUCAGAGGAGAAGUCGAGUUAAGGCACGUCAAGUUUGCGUACCCGUCGAGACCCGAAUCCAUGAUCUUCGAUGAUUUCUCCCUGAGGAUCCCGGCCGGGAAAACUGUGGCACUAGUGGGAGGAAGCGGGUCGGGAAAAUCAACCGUGGUAUCGCUUUUGCAGAGGUUUUACGACCCGGUGGCAGGAGAGAUUCUACUUGAUGGUGUAACCAUUGAUAAGCUGAAGCUGAAAUGGUUAAGAUCUCAAAUGGGUCUGGUUAGCCAAGAACCCGCCCUUUUCGCUACCACGAUAAAGGAGAAUAUCUUGUUCGGGAAGGAGGACGCCUCCAUGGACGAAGUCAUCGAAGCUUCGAAAGCAUCAAAUGCUCAUAAUUUCAUCUCUCAGUUACCGCAUGGAUACGAAACUCAGGUCGGUGAGAGAGGAGUUCAGAUGUCGGGAGGGCAGAAGCAGAGAAUCGCUAUCGCUCGUGCCAUUAUCAAAUCCCCAAGAAUUCUCCUCCUCGACGAGGCAACGAGUGCGUUGGACUCUGAAUCCGAACGGAUAGUACAAGAAGCCUUAGACAAUGCCUCGGUUGGUCGUACAACCAUCGUCAUCGCUCAUCGUCUUUCCACCAUCCGUAAUGCUGAUAUCAUCGCGGUUGUUCAGAACAGAAACAUCGAGGAAUCAGGUUCGCACGAUGAGCUGAUGCAACACGAAAACGGACUUUACGCUUCUCUAGUCCGUUUACAACAAAUGGAGAAGGAAGAGUCAAAUCUCAACAUCAACUCUGCCAAUUCGCAUGUCGCUUCGAGCACCGAUCUGAAAAGCUUGAGCAGUCGAAGGCUCUCGUUGGUUAGUAGAUCAAGUUCCGCUAACUCAGCCUCAGCUUCGAGCUUAGGCGCCACCGAUAUAUCCGAUUCGAUACCCGAGGAUAAGAAGCUUCCCGUCCCAUCAUUCAAGAGACUCAUCGCGAUGAAUCUACCGGAGUGGAAACAAGCAUUGUAUGGCUGCGUGAGCGCAACAUUGUUCGGGGCGGUCCAACCAGCUUAUGCGUAUUCUCUCGGGUCGAUGAUAUCGGUCUAUUUCUUGACGAGCCACGACGAGAUCAAAGAGAAGACGAGGAUCUACGCGUUCUGUUUCACCGGACUCGCGGUUUUUUCGUUCUUGAUCAAUAUAAGCCAGCAUUACAACUUUGCGUAUAUGGGCGAAUACCUAACAAAACGUAUACGAGAACGUAUGCUAUCAAAGUUGCUAACUUUCGAAGUGGGUUGGUUCGAUCGGGACGAGAACUCGAGUGGUGCUGUCUGCUCUCGACUUGCCAAGGAUGCCAAUGUGGUGAGGUCGCUUGUGGGAGAUCGGAUGGCAUUGCUCGUUCAAACCAUAUCAGCGGUGACCAUAGCGUGCACGAUGGGUCUGGUCAUAGCCUGGAGGUUAGCCAUCGUGAUGAUUGCGGUCCAGCCAUUAAUUAUCGUUUGCUUUUACACACGACGUGUAAUGCUCAAGAGCAUGUCGAGGAAGGCGAUCAAGGCGCAGGACGAGAGCAGCAAGCUCGCGGCUGAGGCUGUCUCAAACGUCAGAACCAUCACUGCAUUCUCGUCCCAAGAACGGAUCAUGAAAAUGCUGGAAAAGGCUCAGGAAGGUCCGAGAAGGGAGAGCAUAAGACAGUCAUGGUUCGCCGGAAUCGGACUGGGAACGUCGCAAUCUCUGACGUCGUGUACUUGGGCGUUAGAUUUCUGGUACGGCGGUAGAUUAAUCGCCGAUGGGUACAUCACAGCGAAGGCAUUGUUCGAGACGUUCAUGAUCUUGGUGAGUACUGGUCGGGUCAUCGCCGAUGCCGGAAGCAUGACGACGGAUCUCGCCAAAGGCUCUGAUGCGGUCGCAUCGGUUUUCGCGAUCCUAGAUCGCUACACAGCUAUCGAACCGGAAGAUCCAGAUGGGUAUCAACCCGAGAGAAUCACGGGUCGGGUCGAGUUCGUAGAUGUGGAGUUCGCGUACCCGACCCGACCCGAUGUGAUGAUUUUUAGGGAAUUCUCGAUUGAGAUUGAAGCCGGGAAAUCGACGGCAAUCGUGGGUCCGAGCGGAUCGGGAAAAUCAACGGUGAUUGCGUUGAUCGAACGAUUCUACGACCCGUUGAAGGGCAUUGUGAGAAUCGACGGUCGAGAUUUGCGAUCUUACCAUCUGAGAUCGCUUCGGAGGCACAUCUCUCUGGUGAGCCAAGAGCCGACGUUGUUCGCCGGCACGAUCCGAGACAACAUACUGUAUGGAAACUCCGACAAGACGACCGAUGAAUCGGAGAUCGUGGAGGCGGCAAAGGCGGCGAACGCUCACGAUUUUAUCACGGGGUUAUCCGAUGGCUACGACACGUACGUAGGGGACAGGGGUGUACAGUUGUCUGGCGGUCAGAAACAGAGGAUCGCUAUCGCUCGCGCCGUGCUGAAGAACCCGGCGGUGUUGCUCCUGGACGAAGCAACGAGCGCUUUGGACAGUCAGUCUGAGCGCGUGGUCCAAGACGCGCUCGAGCGCGUGAUGGUCGGGAGGACCAGCGUCGUGAUCGCUCAUCGCCUUAGCACGAUCCAGAACAGCGACGUGAUCGCGGUCUUGGAGAAAGGAAAGCUCGUGGAGAGUGGAACCCACUCGUUCUUGUUGGCAAAGGGACCCGUGGGAGCUUACUUCUCAUUGGUCAGUCUCCAGCGGACCCCAUCGAGGUUAUCAGACAACUAAAUAAAAAAAAAAUAAGGCAUUGUUUCUUGGGAAUAUAUAUAUAUAUAUACAUAUGAUGUGUAUAAAUAUAUCUGUAACUGUGUGAGGUAAAGGUUGGACCUUUGUAGCUUUUAGUCUCCAA
Messenger RNA from Tarenaya hassleriana, 3907 nucleotides. RefSeq names its product ABC transporter B family member 15-like. The coding region runs from base 25 to 3786 and encodes 1253 amino acids. The transcript has 7 exons. Gene Ontology annotation, cellular component: membrane. The record is from RefSeq and is a predicted model, not a curated record. Lineage: Eukaryota; Viridiplantae; Streptophyta; Magnoliopsida; Brassicales; Cleomaceae. Gene Ontology annotation, molecular function: ATP hydrolysis activity; ABC-type transporter activity; ATP binding. Gene Ontology annotation, biological process: transmembrane transport.